Xenopus laevis (African clawed frog) is the source of this 2942-nucleotide messenger RNA. It is a transcript of the gene hdac9.L, whose product is annotated as histone deacetylase 9 L homeolog. The coding region runs from base 491 to 2284 and encodes 597 amino acids. Gene Ontology annotation, biological process: chromatin remodeling. Lineage: Eukaryota; Metazoa; Chordata; Amphibia; Anura; Pipidae. Gene Ontology annotation, molecular function: histone deacetylase activity, hydrolytic mechanism. The record is from RefSeq and is a predicted model, not a curated record. The transcript has 12 exons. Gene Ontology annotation, cellular component: nucleus.
GUUCUCACCAGCUUUAGCCAACUUUACUGACAGAGACAGGGAGAGAGUGAUCGAGGGAAGCAGCAACAGCAGUAGCAGCAGCAGCAAAUACAGGGCUGCCUUCUCUUUAACUCUCUGUACUUAAUGGCACCCCUCAGCCUUUGUACCUGCUAUUUUCUCUCUGAUCAGUGAAGUGGAAACUGAAAGCCCCUUCUCUAUUGCACCUGCUCAGGCUGCUGCUGCUGCUGGGGGGACUUGUACUUCACACUGAGAGCUGUUGCUGCUGCCUGCAUUUCCCCUUUAGUGCUUCUUUAUUAGGAAGCUCUUUCUUUAUUUUUGUACCUAUCUCAGCACAGUAAAUAUUUGUGUAAAAAUGGAAUAAUUGACACAGAGUAUCAGUGCCUCCUCCUCCUGUGGGGGAGUUAAUAGUGCUGAGGACUUGCGUCUGUACAGAGCAGUGAGGAUGAGGCUUUGCUCUGACUGAAAUACACACAGACAUAGAGACUGGAAUAUGCUGCAGACAAUUUAUGAGAGUGAAUCCUAUUUUUCCUCAGAUGGAGUAGCUGGACGGGAGCAGCUGCUGGCAGAGCAGAGAAUGCACGCCAUGAUCAGCAAAGAUAUAAAGUCUGAGUUUCCCAUUGGCCUGGAACCCAUCUCCCCAUUAGACUUACGGACCGAUCUCAGGACAGCAAUGCCAGUUGUGGAUCCGGUUCUGAGAGAGAAACAGUUGCAGCAGGAACUUCUGAUAAUUAAACAGCAGCAGCAAAUCCAGAAGCAACUUCUUAUUGCAGAGUUUCAGAAGCAGCAUGAAAACCUCACAAGGCAACACCAGGCUCAGCUCCAGGAGCACCUCAAGCUGCAGCAAGAGCUUCUAGCAAUGAAGCAACAGCAAGAACUCCUGGAGAGAGAGAAGGAACAUAAAAUGGAACAACAGAGAAAAGAACAGGAAGCAGAAAGGCAUCGCCGGGAGCAGCAGUUAUGUCACCCUCGAAGCAAAGACAGAGUGAAAGAAAGGGCAGUAGCCAGUACAGAGGUGAAACAGAAGCUCCAAGAGUUCAUCUUGAGUAAGUCUGCAUCUAAAGAAUCUUUGACAAACGGAACCAGUCAUUCCAUGGGACGCCACCCCAAGCUUUGGUACAUGGCAGCACAUCAUACAUCAUUGGAUCAAUGCUCACCUCCGCCUAGUGGGACAUCCCCAACAUAUAAAUGUCCUCCGCCAGGAAAUCACGAUGACUUCCCUUUAAGGAAAACAGCAUCAGAGCCCAACUUGAAAGUUCGGUCCCGUUUGAAACAGAAAGUAGUGGAGAGAAGGAGCAGCCCUUUACUGAGAAGAAAGGACGGCAAUGUUACCAGCUCAUACAAGAAGAGAAUAUUUGAGGUGGCAGAGUCUUCAGUGAGUAGCAGCUCUCCAGUAUCUGGACCCAGCUCACCAAAUAAUGGUCCAGUUGUCAUGGAAGCAGAAGACGAAACGCCUGUCUUGUCGGCCAAUUCCCGUAUAGAGAAUCUGGUUUCACACCAUCAACUUGUGCAUCAUGAAAAGUCUUUAAAUCUCCUGAAUCUGUAUACAUCCCCCUCUCUGCCAAAUAUUACUUUAGGACUACAUGCAACAGCGACACAGCUUAAUACCUCAUCUUCAUUAAAAGAGCAACAAAAGUACGACCCGCAGGCACCUCGGCAGGGGGUUUCCAUGGCCGGACAGUACGCUGGAGGCAUCCCUACAUCCACAAAUCAUGUCUCCCUGGAAGGAAAGGCCAAUAGUAGUCACCAGGCCCUACUGCAACACCUACUGUUGAAAGAACAGAUGCGUCAGCAGAAGAUUUUAGCUUCAGGUGGGACAACAGUUCUGCAUCAGUCGCCCCUGACUGCAAAGGAAAGAGUCUCACCAGCCGGGAGAGUAGCCCACAAACUGCCUCGCCACAGGCCCCUCCACCGAACCCAAUCUGCUCCUCUACCCCAGAGUACCCUGGCUCAACUGGUUAUCCAACAGCAGCACCAGCAGUUCUUGGAGAAGCAGAAACAAUAUCAGCAGCAGAUUCACAUGAACAAAAUACUUUCCAAAUCUAUUGAGCAACUUCGACAACCCGAGGGACAUCUUGAAGAAGCUGAGGAAGAUCUUCAUGGAGAUAAUGUGAUACAAGAAAAGAGUUCCUCUGCGGAUAACACAAGAAGUUACAGCAGUACAGAUCUUAGGACUGGACCUCUCGGAUCUGUGAAAGUGAAAGAGGAGCCACCAGAUAGCGAGGACGAAAUUAAAACACACCUUCAGUCUGAGCAGAAGGCAGUUUUUGUGCAACAGGUAACCUGAACUGUGGGCAUGUUGUGUUCUGGAGAAACACCCUGAUUUUCUAAAGCAACUUGCUGGAGGAAGAACAGGAAUAUGGCAUCCUCUAAAUCAAUGACGGAACCUUCCAUAACCAGAGAUCACGUCUUUCAUUUUUCUGUGGCCAUCAUGGAUGCGAAGAAAUAACAUGAGUGUGAAAUCAGACUCGAUUUUCUUGUUCCAUAUAAACGUCAUUGCUCACAAGAGAAAAUUAUCAUUGUUCAUUUAUAUUUGGAUGAUAAUAUUUACAAAAACAUCUGUGUCGUUUCCUGUUUCAUGGCAAUGCAGGUAUCGGAGAACAUAUUUCUACUUGAAUGUUGCAUAAUUCUAAAUACAGGCAUAGGAUGUAUUAUCUGGACACCGCUUAACCGGAGUGCUGUGAAAAUGGAGCAAUGUGUCCUAUCUUCAGCAAAAAAGUCUGUUUUUAAUUUUUUUUUUAUAUUUUCCUUGCAUUAAUAAAACAGUACCUUGUACUUAAUGUAAACAAAGUUAGGCUAAAUUCAUGCAAACCAAUCCUUUUGGAUUUUAAACUUUCGAAGGGGCAGAUUUACUAAGCCUCGGGUGAAUAUUCGAAUUUCAAAAAGUACAAAUUUCGAAGUAAAUUUUUGGAUACUUUGACCAUCAUAUAGGCUACUUCAACCAU